Actinia tenebrosa (Australian red waratah sea anemone) is the source of this 3047-nucleotide messenger RNA. RefSeq lists its product as uncharacterized. Lineage: Eukaryota; Metazoa; Cnidaria; Anthozoa; Actiniaria; Actiniidae. The record is from RefSeq and is a predicted model, not a curated record.
AAGGUUUCUAGACAGAAGGUCUGUAGAGCAGAGGAAAUCAAGUUGUCGUCUUCAUCACGUCAUGGAUGUGCAAAGGUUUUUUCUUCUCUUGUUCGUGUUUUUGUUAUUUUUCUCUUGUGUUGAGCAGAAAAAAAAGAAAACAUCUUCAAAAAGAGCUUCCAAGAAAAAGUCAUCUCAGCAUCUCAAACGAGUGAAAAUUCAAAAUAAACUAAACCAGCUUUGCGAAAUGCAAAAGGAAGCGAACUUGCCAGGUACAGCACUGGAACUCCACGCAUAUUUCGAUCUUCGUCCACGUCGAAAGCCUUUUGCUUGUCUCAAGGUGACAACGUGUAAAGGAUCGCCCGUAUGUUUUGUGACUACGCAUCCGUAUUUGAAGAACAAGUCGAUUAAUGAUACGACGACAUGGCAAGAGCUGGUUAGCUUUAUUCAGAGAGACAGAAAGAUCGAGCCAAUCUACGAUUCGUCAAUGAGUGGAUGGAAUGGUGACAGGUACAAGGCCCUCAGUCAAUACGUCCAAAACCAGCCAGCGAUCUACAGAAUGUGUAGACAAGCUACUGUGUAUCGAUUUGUCGUUAAUGAGAACGUUACUAAUGAUAACAACGAAGACACAUCAGCGAAUUCAAGUUCCAGCACCAGUACCAGUAAUUCGUCGUUCAAGCCAUCACUUCCGGUCAACUCCAACCCUGCCAUGACUCUUUGCCCUCUGUUCAAACGCCAAAAAGGAAAAUCCACUCGCAUCAAACGAGUUGGAAGAACCAAAAACCAAACAUCGGAUAACUUCUUCAUGUGCCAAGGAUUCAACUGUCCUUGUGUGCGGAUCUGUGUUGGACAGGGCAGGAACAGAAAGAACUUCACAGAAUGCUCGACAUUCAGGAUCAUUUGUACGUUUAACUGCGGCUCUGAUACGAUUGAAGUCCCACAGGUACCAAUCAUCACCAAACCUACCAAGCGACCAACAAAGCGACCGAAGAGAUCAGGACACAGGAGGAAGAAGCAGGGUAAGAAGUCAAGGGGAAGAAAGAAAAGGAAUAGAAAUAAGAAGACUCCUACACCACCCAAUACGUGAUUACAAGAUGACACCGGCCAAUGUUAAUGAACUAGUUUGAUGCCAAUGUUAGACUACAGGGUGUUAUACUGAUUACAAUAUGACACCAAUGUUAGUGAACUAGUUUGAUGACAAUGUUAGAAUACAGGGUGUUAAACUGAUUACAAGAUGACACCGGCCAAUGUUAGUGAACUAGUUUGGUGACAAUGUUAGAAUACAGGGUGUUAAACCAAGUAGAGUGGUCGCUAAGGAGAAUAUGUUCUGUUAACAUUAAAGUGCAUGUAAGGGUGGGCCUGAAUUUCCUUGAGAACAUGCACCAGGGCCUCCUCUGGUUUCAUUUCAAAUAGUCAGCGGCAAGAUUCGUCUAACACUGAAUUUUUACCCCCUACUCCCCUCUCCCAGAUUUCUAGAUCCUCCCCUAGAAUUGAUUGUACGAUUUAACCUUUCGAAUCUGACAACAUUGGUAUAGUGUGUGGAUACUAACUUACGUUACACAUGACCAGUCUCUCUCAUGUUUUGAUUGGACUUUCGGUGGCUUCGUCUAGAAUUCCAAGUCUAGGUGCCAACUAUGCUUAAAAUUACUGCAAUUGCGCUAUUUCACUAUGACAUCACUGCUUGUUUAUGUGGGGGAUAGAAUCGCCAAAUCCAAUAGAAAAUUCAAUAAAAUUUGCUCCCAGCGAAACAGCUUUAAUCUAAGAUGGCAUGGUUUACAAAUAUAAUAUGUGUUAAURUGUACUAAAAAAUAUUCUGAGCGUUUACUGGCUAUUCUACUUCUCUUUGUGGAUUGAUACGGGUUUUAGAACAAUCUUCGGUGAAUUACGUUGAUUUGACCCUCUCCAACGACCAUGAUCCUUUGCGUUUAAGCAAUAGAUUGUUUUGAUAUGACGUCAUAGUGAAAUAGGGCAAUUCAAAUUACUUUAACUUAAAAAUAAAUAUUUCCUAGCUAAUUCUCAGAAGUGUGAAUUCUUUUUUGAAAAUAUUUCACAAUCAUUCUUGACAUCGGGUUCAAAGUCUAAUUAUAUUAACUGAAUUCUUUUGGAAUAAUACCAGAGUAGUUGAUUGGAGGUUUGAAAUUAAAGAAUGAAGUCUUGAAAGCUACAUUUGAAUUCCCAGAAUUACUGGACAUGUGUGACGGGAAUAACCAGUAACUAUASGAUUGCUAAGUUAGUUAGAAAUGAGGUAGUUAUAUAACUAUAGAUGGUAAUGUCAGACUAUGAUCCAAGCAACAAUGGAUCAAAUACUGUAAUUCUUCGUUUGCAAUAGACGUCAUAGCCGCCAUGUUGGAAGAAUUUGACAAAAGAUUUUUAAAUGAAUUCUUUUGUUAUAUCUUCCAACAUGGUGGACAUCCCUUUUGUUAUUGUGCUCUCUUGGGAUUGAUUGCAAACCAAGAAUAGACCAUUCUCGAGUUCAAAAUAACCGCUGUGUUGCUUGCUUAGACACAUUUACUCAGGGUUAGCCUUGUAUCAGUGUUUAAAUAUUCACAAAUACCAACAGUAAAGGAUGCACAACUUCAACAAUACAAACACUUUGAAAUUCCACAGACCUUCGCUGGAAAGCAUGAAUAUUUUGCACAAAAUCUAGACUAAGCCUGAGCAAAAGAGAACUCCAAACUGGAGUAAAGAGUCAGGAUGGGUAAAAAGUCUUUCUGUCUGAUCUUUUAUCCUAAAAAUUGUGCAUUUUGAUUGGCUGUGCAAAGAGGCAGUAUUUUCUAUCUCUGCCCAGGAUCCGGCCAUCUCGAUGUAAGGCUUAUUUCAUCCGCACUUCCACAUGGGUUAACAAAACAAAACAAUGGGAACAAUAAAUAAGUUAUUUGCCUUCCUAAAGUUGGUCUGGAAAGGGAAAAACCGAGCUCUCAGGUUUUAAUAGCUAUAUUCAAUAGUGCAGUUUUUCCAUGUCCCAACUUCCUGACCAGUAGAUAACUUCUAGAUAAUAUAAAACAAAAUUUUGUAGAAUAUAUUUGUAUGACGUGAAGAAAAUAAUAGAAUAAAUAAUUUGAUAAAUA